This is a messenger RNA of Emys orbicularis (European pond turtle), 1402 nucleotides long. It is a transcript of the gene TEF, whose product is annotated as TEF transcription factor, PAR bZIP family member. Bases 78 to 872 code for a protein of 264 amino acids. Gene Ontology annotation, molecular function: DNA-binding transcription factor activity, RNA polymerase II-specific; RNA polymerase II cis-regulatory region sequence-specific DNA binding. The record is from RefSeq and is a predicted model, not a curated record. The transcript has 4 exons. Gene Ontology annotation, biological process: regulation of transcription by RNA polymerase II. NCBI's taxonomy places the organism in Eukaryota, Metazoa, Chordata, Testudines, Emydidae. Gene Ontology annotation, cellular component: nucleus.
GGAGCGCGGGGGCGGCCGCCUCCGCGCAGCAGGAGCGGAGCCUGGCGGGAGCCUUCCCGCUAGUGCUGAAGAAGCUGAUGGAGAAUCCUCCGCGGGACGCGCGCCUUGAUAAAGAAAAGGAGAAGGAAAAACUUGAGGAGGAUGAAGCAGCAGCUGCCAGCACUAUGGCAGUCUCUGCCUCCCUCAUGCCUCCCAUUUGGGACAAAACCAUCCCUUAUGAUGGGGAAUCUUUCCACCUGGAGUACAUGGAUCUGGAUGAGUUCCUCCUGGAGAAUGGAAUCCCUUCGAGCCCUGCUCACCUAGGCUUGAACCAGAACCCGCUCCUGCCUGUGGCUGAGCUGGAAGGAAAAGAGCCUGCCAGUGCAUCUGCUGCCUCUCCUCCCUCAUCAUCUUCCACUGUAGUUUUCCAACCAUCUGAAGCUGCCUCCGGCACAGAAUCCUCCCCAGAGAGUGAGAGAGAGACUCUGAGCCCCGUUGAUCCAGACUGCAUUGAGAUUGAUGUGAACUUUAAUCCCGACCCUGCUGAUUUAGUGCUCUCCAGCGUGCCUGGUGGUGAGCUUUUCAAUCCUCGCAAGCACAAGUUUGCUGAAGAGGACCUGAAACCACAGCCCAUGAUCAAAAAGGCCAAGAAGGUUUUUGUCCCAGAUGAGCAAAAGGAUGAAAAAUAUUGGACAAGGCGAAAGAAGAACAACGUGGCAGCAAAGCGUUCCCGCGACGCUCGGCGACUGAAAGAGAAUCAGAUCACAAUCCGAGCAGCCUUCUUGGAGAAGGAGAACACUGCCCUCAGGACAGAGGUGGCAGAGCUGCGCAAGGAAGUGGGGAAAUGCAAGAACAUUGUCUCUAAAUAUGAGACCAGAUACGGACCCUUGUAAGCACACUUUCUUUCCUUGCUAGGGCUCCUUGUUUAGCUCUUGGACUUCUCUGCCUUCUGUAGAGACUCCCAGAAAUAACGUGUGGAGGCUUUGUCAUUGUGCAUCUAUAACAAAGAUCUGCUUCUGGUGGCACAACUUGGUCAGGACCCUUGUAGUGCCAGGAUCUAGGUUGUGUCCAUCUUUACAGCUUUGUGUUAACACUGCUAGAGCAGUUGGUGAUGCUAAUCUAAGAGAAUGGAUUCAUCCAUCCAGGGGAAUAAAAGUGAAUCUGAUUAGAUUGUUGGACAAGGCUUUUGCUUUCUGUUCUAAUCUCCAUUUUAAAUGGAAAGAGAGCUGGCUGAAGUGCAAAAGUCUCCUGUCCGUUCAUUCUCUCUCUCUUGCUUUUAAAACUUAGUUUUAUAAUUUGGGUGCUGCGGGACAGCAUCAUAAAAAAGUUCCUUUCCCAGUUCCUAGAUAUUGGAACGUAGCUGAUCAGCACCCGUUGUGCAGGGCUCUGUGCUCCUGUUCAGGAGGAACAGGGAAACCACCUA